AUGGACCCCGAAGGGACCCCCUACAUCAACCACCCGAUCGGUGUGGCUCGGAUCCUGACCCACGAGGCGGGAAUCACCGACAUUGCGGUGUUACAGGCGGCCCUGCUCCAUGACACGGUGGAGGACACGGACACCACCCUCGAUGAGCUGGAGCUGCACUUCGGGGCGCAGGUGCGGCGGCUGGUGGAGGAGGUGACGGAUGACAAGACGCUGCCGAAGCUGGAGAGGAAGAGGCUGCAGGUGGAGCAUGCGCCCCACAGCAGCCCGGGGGCCAAGCUGGUGAAGCUGGCGGACAAGCUGUACAACCUGAGGGACCUGAAUCGCUGCACCCCAGAGGGGUGGUCGGAGCAUCGGGUGCAGGAAUACUUCGAGUGGGCGGCGCAGGUGGGGAAAGGGCUGCAAGGCACCAGCCGGCCGCUGGAAGAGGCGCUGCAGCAGCUGUUCAAGGAGCGGGGGCUGGCGCUGUGAGCGGAGCCCGGAGCCCGGAGCCGUCGGGUGGCGCAGCUUCCAGCCCUGCCCGGGCCGGAGGGGACUCAUUCUCCAGCCUCGGGCGCCUCUCCACCCUCCGUGGUUCACUCCACCAGCGGCCCAGAGCAUUUGCCCCUUCCCACCCUGAAGGCCUCCUGCCAAGUAAGCUGAGCCUGGACUGUGGGGGCCAGGCGCACCCCGUCCACUUCCGAUGCAUUCACUGCCCUUCAGGCCUUGGGUCCGUUUGCCAUUUGCCAGGUGGGAUCUCCGGUCCCUCCGGCCCCUCGGGCUAUACAGACACGCGUUGCAGAGUCAUGAUGGAAAAUAAAGCAUUUCGGGUCGAGUUUGAGCUGCUGCUCCUUCUCCAGGCUCUGGGGUGGGGGACCGGCAGGUGCAAUUCCCGCCCUGAGCCAGGUCCCCCGGGUUGAGGACCUUCGCCUCUCGGCCUGGUUUCCGGUCGGUGAGAAAAGUGGUGAAUUCUCGGGGUUCCAUAGCGUGACGUGCCUGAAGGAGCCUGACAGAUGCCCAGUGAAUGGUGGGCGUCCUCGUUGGGAGAGUCGGGCCAGCGGGCAGGUGUAUUGGAAAGGCGCGCCGCCCGCUCGCUCGCAGCUCUGCCCAGCGCGGAGCGGCCACGGGAUAGGCCCGAGUCGCAGCAUGUCACCUGGUUGCUAAGCGACAGGGAGUUCCGGCUGCUCCGGAAGCGGCCCCUCCCACAUAGCCCGGGGUGGGCGGGACCUGGGAGGCUGCGGUGCUGUGAGUGGCAUGUGCGUGGGGGGCGGGCGUAUGGCAGGAGGAGUGUUUGGUUCUGCGGCGCCGCGGAGACUUAUGAGCCCGUUGGAAAGGGCGUACCUCGGAGACCGGGACAUUGUUAGGUCACAGCCACUCCGUUCUGGGACAGGAUGGCUUUUCACCCCAAGAAGGCCCCGUGCACUCUCUGCAG
Messenger RNA from Myotis davidii, 1408 nucleotides. RefSeq names its product HD domain containing 3 (gene HDDC3). The record is from RefSeq and is a predicted model, not a curated record. Bases 1 to 468 code for a protein of 155 amino acids. The transcript is spliced from 4 exons. NCBI's taxonomy places the organism in Eukaryota, Metazoa, Chordata, Mammalia, Chiroptera, Vespertilionidae. Gene Ontology annotation, molecular function: guanosine-3',5'-bis(diphosphate) 3'-diphosphatase activity.